Molecule: messenger RNA, 1994 nt
Organism: Arabidopsis lyrata subsp. lyrata
Lineage: Eukaryota; Viridiplantae; Streptophyta; Magnoliopsida; Brassicales; Brassicaceae
Product: protein DAMAGED DNA-BINDING 2
Exons: 11
Coding region: 113-1792 (559 amino acids)
Biological process (GO): response to UV; DNA repair
Cellular component (GO): nucleus; Cul4-RING E3 ubiquitin ligase complex
Molecular function (GO): protein binding; damaged DNA binding
Source: RefSeq, a predicted model, not a curated record
CCCAACCGGCUUUAGUUUGCGUCCGCUACGUCGUCAUCGAACCCAAAAAGAAACAAAACAGUUUGAUUCGUAUUCUCUUCCUUUUUGUCGGGUCGUGAGAAUUUUACCGAAAAUGGGUUUAACGAGGAACAAAAGAAAAACGGACCCAGAAAUCAUCAUCGCUAGAGAUACAGAUUCCGAGUUAAGUUCGUCAUCAUCAUCAGAAGAAGAAGAUAAUUACCCUUUGUCGGAGUCGGAGGAGGAAGAUGAAGCGGUUAAAAAUGGAGGGAAAAUUGAAUUGGAGAAGAAUAAAGCCAAAGGGAAAGCACCCAUUACCGUUAAGCUUAUUAAGAAAGUUUGCAAAGUUUGUAAACAGCCUGGUCAUGAAGCUGGAUUCAAAGGAGCAACUUAUAUCGAUUGUCCUAUGAAACCUUGCUUCUUAUGCAAAAUGCCUGGUCACACCACGAUGUCCUGUCCUCACAGAGUGGUUACUGACCAUGGAAUACUCCCAACUUCUCAUAGGAAUACAAAGAACCCUAUUGAUUUUGUGUUCAAGCGCCAACUCCAACCGAGAAUUCCCCCAAUCAAACCAAAAUAUGUGAUCCCGGAUCAAGUUCAUUGUGCAGUUAUCCGAUACCACAGCAGACGUGUUACAUGUUUGGAGUUCCAUCCAACAAAGAACAACAUUCUUCUCUCAGGAGAUAAGAAAGGGCAAAUCGGAGUCUGGGAUUUUGCAAAAGUGUAUGAGAAGAAUGUGUAUGGAAACAUACACUCUGUUCAAGUUAAUAAUAUGCGGUUUAGUCCCACAAAUGAUGAUAUGGUUUAUUCUGCAUCCUCUGAUGGAACAAUUGGUUAUACUGACCUGGAAACUGGAACUUCAUCAACUUUGCUGAAUCUCAACCCCGAUGGAUGGCAGGGCCCAAACAAUUGGAAAAUGCUGUACGGUAUGGAUAUUAACUCGGAGAAAGGUGUAGUGCUAGCUGCUGAUAAUUUUGGGUUUCUUCACAUGAUCGACCAUCGUACCAAUAACGGAACAGGUGAGCCAAUUUUGAUACACAAGCAAGGAAGCAAAGUUGUUGGCCUCGACUGCAACCCAGUCCAGCCUGAGCUUCUUCUCAGUUGUGGGAACGAUCAUUUUGCACGAAUCUGGGAUAUGCGUAAACUACAACCUAAAUCUUCUCUUAAUGAUCUUGCACACAAGCGAGUAGUCAACUCUGCUUAUUUCUCUCCAUCAUCAGGCACGAAAAUCCUAACGACCUGUCAGGACAACCGUAUUCGAAUAUGGGACUCUAUCUUCGGGAACUUGGAUUUGCCAAGCCGAGAGAUUGUUCAUAGCAAUGAUUUCAAUCGGCAUUUGACGCCAUUCAAAGCUGAAUGGGAUCCUAAGGAUACCUCGGAGUCACUCAUUGUGGUUGGUCGUUACAUCAGUGAAAACUACAACGGAACUGCUCUUCACCCAAUAGAUUUCAUUGAUGCAAGCAAUGGACAAUUGGUUGCAGAGGUUAUGGAUCCAAACAUCACAACUAUUACUCCAGUCAACAAGUUGCAUCCGCGCGAUGAUGUUUUAGCUUCAGGAAGUUCAAGGUCGCUGUUCAUUUGGCGGCCACAGGAUAAAACAGAGAUUGUUGAGAAGAAGAAGGAUAAAAAGAUUAUCAUAUGUUCUGGCGACAGCAAGAAGAAUGGAAAGAAGCAAAAGCGUGGCAGCGAUGAUGAAGACGACGAAGAUGACAUGUUCAGCUCUAAAGGCAAAAACAUUAAAGUCAACAAGUCUCAAGCAAAAACAACCAAGUCUACUCGGAAGACAAAAACUUAAGAUUAGUAAAGAAUGUUGUUAUGUAUAACUAACUUUUACUCUGUAUUUUGUUUCUUUGGGUAGGUUUUCUAGUACAGAGUCUGUUUUAGUAGGGGAUUUUGGUCUAAUGUGCCAUAUACUAUAGCAAAACUUACAGAAAUUGCUACAAAACAUUUGUCUUUCCAAAUGUGCCAUAAUGGUGGACAAGACUUUGAACUGAAAA